Messenger RNA from Marchantia polymorpha subsp. ruderalis, 1712 nucleotides. The record is from the annotation of a GenBank genome assembly. NCBI's taxonomy places the organism in Eukaryota, Viridiplantae, Streptophyta, Marchantiopsida, Marchantiales, Marchantiaceae.
GUGUUUCUUUGUUCUCACGCUCCUGCUCCACCUGCUCCUCCUCCUUCGAGUAAACCCCAUCUCACUGGCACGCCAGAGUGCAGCAGCGAAAGAGCAUUUCAGAUUACCGAGGGGAGAUCCCAAACCUUCACGAAUUGCUCGUUGAAUCUUGCAAGAGUCGGUGGAUUACAUACAGGAAUUUCAGGAUGGCGGUGGCGAUGUCGAUGGCGUCGUCGUCUUUGUGUUUCUCAGGGGUGUCCAGGGUGAAUGCAAGCACCGUCCGCCAGGGAGCGAGGAUUGGCGGAGGUUCGGGUUCUUCGUGGGUCGCACGAAGGACGACGGUGCCAAGGUUGAGAAGUUCGAGAAGUUUGAAAGUGAUUGCGGGUGUAGCUGAUCUUGGAAAGGAGCAACAGCCGGUUGGUGAGAAAUUCGGCAGGGGAUUCUUUCUGCUGCUUGAGUCGUUGAGGAAGAGCGUGAGUCAGAUGGGUGAGAAAUUAGGGAAUGCUAUAGCGCUGCCCGAGUUCAAGCCUCAAAGCGAAGAGGAGUUGCAGUUGCUGACUGCUUUGAAGGGAAGGAUGGUGUGUGCUGCUGCCCCUUUAUUUUUUGCUGCGAUUUCUCAGUCGGCGCCCGUGAACACCCCUCUGACCGUGGUGGCUAGUGGAAUGGCCAAGUGGUUGGAGCUUUACAGUGGGGUUCUUAUGGUACGUGUGCUUCUCAGUUGGUUCCCGAACAUCCCAUGGGAGAGACAGCCACUUCAAGCCAUGAGAGACAUGUGUGAUCCUUACCUGAACUUGUUUAGGAACAUCAUUCCUCCACUUUUCAACGCUCUUGAUUUGAGCCCAAUGUUGGCUUUUUUGGUUUUGGGAGUGCUCACUUCUAUCCUAAACACCACCAUCCAGUCAGGCUAAGUUUUCUCAUGGAGACUCGAGUGCCCCAUUUAGCAGGGGCUUAUAGUGGGGUCUUUGUUGUAGAUCACCGGCCUUGUGACUGUAAUGUUCCUUGGUGAUAGUUCCAAGCUGCGAGGCUGAGUCCUGCCAGUGGAGUCAUUUGAAGGUUUGGCGUGGACAUAUGUUCGUAUACAGUUCAAAAUGGUGCUACUUCGUAGACUCAUAGUACAUUAGCGAGCCAAAGAUGUUGAGAGGAGGGUUUGUAGCGGUUUACUAUCAACUCGAGACAGGUGAAGGAUUACGAGCUGUUAACUUCCUUUGGCUGGCGUUCACAACGAAUUUAUUGUAACAUUAUGAGAGGUGUAGGGUAGUCACGCAAUCACUAUUUCCAACAUGUGCCAAAUGUUGAAAGUCAAAUUUUCAGUCAGUGAAGGACAGUUGAAAAAGUUUAGGUACGUGAAGUGCAUGAUACUCCAACUUAUGCAUGGGUGCAGAUGCGGAAUUUUCCUUUUGCUUGCACAUCCUGGAGCUGCCCUCAUUCAAGCAUGUUGUAUGUUGUCAAUGUCCUACCCUUAACGUUGAAACUGUUACAUAAUCUGUGGGUGCUGGUGAAACAGGCAAACGUCAGUGACAAUUUUAGUAGGUAGCAAACCUGUCUGCUCUGGAUUUUCAGUAAGUCUCUUUGCUUUCUCUAAAGCUAUGCCCGGUUUUGACGUUCGAUGCCUGUAGCGACCUUGUAGUGCACUUUUAAAUACCUAUGACGGCGAUUUUUCCUUAUUCAAAUCUUUCCAACAUCCCGAUGGAAUCUUAUGUCUUUUGUCUCUAAUUUAAGCAUAACAGCGAGGU